UUUCCGUACAUCCGUACGCUGAAGAUUCCCGGCAAAGAAAUAACGUCCCUCUCGUGGGAAGGCAAAUCGCUCCGGAUCGCCUUGUCGGUGGAUUCGUUCAUUUACUUCGCAAACAUCCGGCCGGACUAUAGUUGGUGUUACUUCAACCGUACCGUCUGCUACCAAGAGGCGGGUGGUGGUGCUGGGGGCGACGACAUGGAUACGGUAACGUUCUGGGACACCAACUCGAACCAGUGCUACGCAAAGCAGAUCGAACCGAUGAUGUCGAUGGCCUCCUCGGCUGACCACUGCGUGAUCGCCGUUGAGACACGCAUGACCGGCAAGGAGUUCAGCGUCGUGAGCGAGGGCAAGGGGAAGGAUCUGAUGUACCAGCUGCUGAUAUGCAACUCGAUCAGCACGACGGUGGAUUCCAAAUACAUCGACAUUAGACCAGAGUUUAUAACAAUGAACUCAACGCACGUGAUCGUGGCGUCGAAAGAUCACUUUCUGCUCUGGCAUUAUCAUACACCGAAGGGGGCCUCCACGUUGCACGCGAACCUCAAGACGAAACGCGAUCGCAGGUACCACAUCGACGACACGCCCGCCCUGGAGGUGCUAAACGAUCUCGACUCGAAGACGGCCCACGAAAUCCCGCCCAAAGUGGACCCGAGCCAGGAUCCCAUCUGUUGCCUGGCAUCGUCGGAGAGUUUGCUUUUGAUCGGCCGGGAGAGUGGCCUCAUCCAUGAGUACACGCUGCCUCAUCUGGUGCUGCGCAACCGACACUAUCUGCAGACGCGCAGCUAUAAGUUGGCGAUCAACUGUAACUCGACCCGAGCGGCCAUGAUCGACUGCAACGGCGUGCUGACGACGCUGACUCUCCGUGACGACACAACGAGCAACGAACUGGAGCAAUCGAGCGGUCACAUCGAACGGAAGGACGUGUGGGCCAUCUGCUGGGCGAAGGAUAACCCGCAGCUGCUGGCCAUCAUGGAGAAGACGCGCAUGUACAUCCUGCGCGGGGCCGACCCGGAGGAACCGAUCACCUGCUCCGGCUACAUCUGCCACUUUGAGGAGCUGGAAAUCACGGGCGUCCUGCUGGACGACAUCAUCAAGGGUGGUGCGACGCCGAACGUGAAGGAGCAUCUCGUGCAGUUGCGCGUCAAAUCGCUGCGCGACACGGAGGACCUGCUGGCGCACGUCGGGAUCGCCGAGGCGAAGCAGUUCAUCGAGGAUAACCCACACCCGCGGCUGUGGAGACUGCUGGCGGAGGCAUCGCUGAAGAAGCUGGACCUCGAGACGGCCGAAGCGGCGUUCGUGCGAUGCAGCAACUAUCCGGGCAUUCAGCUGAUCAAGCGCCUCAGGACAAUCCAGCUGGAAGCGCUGCAGCGGGCCGAGAUCGGCGCGUUCUUCGGCGAGUUCGAUGAGGCGGAAAAGCUGUACAUGGACGUGGAUCGACGGGAUUGCGCGGUUCGGUUGCGCCAGACGCUGUGCGAUUGGUUUCGCACGGUGCAGCUGUAUCGGCUCGGGCCGGGCACGUCCGACCAGCAGAUGGAGAACGCGUGGCGCGAGAUCGGCCACCACUACAUGAACAUGCGCGCCUGGGACAGCGCCAAGGAGUACUACGAGAAGGCGCACCACAUCGAGGGCCUGAUGGACGCGCUGUACGGUUUGGAGCAGUACGACGAGCUGGUCGGCUGCAUGCACAAGCUCCCCGAGAAGAGCCCGCAGCUGGCGAAGCUGGGCCAGAUGCUGGCCACGGUGGGGAUGUGCGAGCAGGCGGUCGCCGCCUACCUCAAGCUGGGCGACGUCAAGUCGGCCGUCUCCAGCUGCAUCGGCCUGCGGCAGUGGGGACUGGCGGUGGAGCUGGCGCAAAAGUACAAGAUGCCCCAGAUCAACACGCUGCUGAGCAAGCACGCGGCCCAGCUGCUGCAGGAGGGCAAGCUGCCGGAAGCGAUCGAGCUGCAGCGGAAGGCGGGCCGCUACCUGGACUCCGCCCGGCUGCUGCUGAAGAUGGCCGAGGCGGAGGUGGAGAAGAAGUCCGACUACGUGCGCAUCAAGCAGCUGUACGUGCUGUCGGGGCUGCUCGCGGAGGAGUACAUCGAAAAGCAGAUGGCGCUGCAGGCGGGCGGCCCAAGCCGAGCGGCGGUCCUGGCCCAGCUCAAUCCGGACGAUGCGGUGCUGAUCGAGCAGAUAUGGCACCACGCGGAGGCGUACCACUAUAUGCUGCUGGCACAGCGACAACUGCGCUCCGGGUUGCUGCAUAGCGCCGUCAUUAGCGCGCUCCGGCUGCGCGAGUACGAGGACGUGCUGGACGUGGAGGUGCUGUACGCGCUGCUCGCCCUGGCCAGCUGUGCCGAUCGCUCGUUCGGCACCUGCUCGAAGGCGUUCAUCAAGCUGGAGGCGAUCGAGACGAUCUCCGAGGGUCGUCGGCUGCAGUACGAGGAGCUGGCCAUCAGCAUCUUCUCGCGCUACGACCCGAAGGACAACAAGGUGAAGCACGUCAGCUGUUACACCUGCGAGACGCCGGUGGCCGACUGCAGCACGCUCUGUCCCAGCUGCGGCAAUCGCUUUCCGCCGUGCAUCGCGUCCGGACAGCCGCUGACCAAUCCGACCGGCGCCUGGCAGUGUUCCGGUUGCUACCACGUCGCGCACCCGCUGGAAAUGACGUCACGCAAGACGUGCCCCCUCUGCCAUCGGCUGAUCGCGCCGGCGAAGGGAGCGGUGGAGAUUUAAUGUUUUAUU
Molecule: messenger RNA, 2721 nt
Organism: Anopheles coustani
Lineage: Eukaryota; Metazoa; Arthropoda; Insecta; Diptera; Culicidae
Product: WD repeat-containing protein 35-like
Exons: 3
Biological process (GO): protein localization to cilium; non-motile cilium assembly; intraciliary retrograde transport
Cellular component (GO): intraciliary transport particle A; non-motile cilium
Molecular function (GO): protein binding
Source: RefSeq, a predicted model, not a curated record